This is a messenger RNA of Camellia sinensis, 1956 nucleotides long. Its product is annotated as cytochrome P450 81Q32-like. The record is from RefSeq and is a predicted model, not a curated record. Gene Ontology annotation, molecular function: iron ion binding; oxidoreductase activity, acting on paired donors, with incorporation or reduction of molecular oxygen; monooxygenase activity. Lineage: Eukaryota; Viridiplantae; Streptophyta; Magnoliopsida; Ericales; Theaceae.
CAUAUCCUCUACUACAGUAAUAAUUAUUUUAUAAACCCGAUUGAUUACAUGAUCGCAUACCUAAUUGUGUUGUCUAAAUUGGAAAAAAUGAUCGCUCACUGUGUCGUGAUCAUCUCUACCGUACCGAUGGAACGAUUCUCAGAAAUUUCUACAGGUUCACACCAUACGCACACUACUGUAUAUAUAUAUUAUUACAAUCUUCAGAUCCAUCCAUCCUCACAAAAACAAUAUAUAUCCAAUCUUCAUUACGAACCAUGGAAGUUAGUUUGCUAUACUUAUCUCUCUCUCUUUUCUUUCUUAUCAUUGCUUUCAAGUUGUUAACAAAAGCAAGAACACAGAAGAAUCUCCCUCCAAGCCCACCGGCUCUUCCGGUCAUCGGUCACCUCCACCUCCUCAAACAACCUAUCCAUCGCACUCUCCACGGACUAUCCCAAAACCUGGGGCCGAUCUUCUCCCUCCGGUUCGGGUCACGCCUGGUGGUGGUGGUGUCAUCGCCGUCCGCAGUGGAGGAAUGCUUCACCAAGAACGACGUCGUCUUAGCCAACCGCCCUCGUCUCAUCAUCGGCAAGUACUUUGGCUACAAUUACACCAGCAUCGGCGCGUCCAGUUACGGCGACCACUGGCGCAACCUCCGCCGCCUCAUGGCGCUGGAAAUCUUCUCGACCAGCCGCCUCAACGGCUUCUUAUCGAUCAGGCGAGAUGAAAUCAAACUUUUACUCCGCAGAUUGUAUCGAAACUCGUCUCGUGAUUUCGCCAGAGUCGAAUUGAAAUCCAAGUUUUCUGAACUGACUUUUAAUAUCAUGAUGAGAAUGAUCGCCGGAAAGAGGUAUUAUGGCGGCGACGACGCCGAGGAGUUGUCGAACAACAAGGAGGCGAAGGAGUUCCGGGAAAUCAUGAGGCAGGCAUUCGAGUAUGCCGGUGCAUCGUACCCAGGGGACUUUCUACCGGUAUUAAGGUGGAUUGAUUAUCAGAGUUUUGAGAAGAAUUUGGGGAUACUUUAUAAGAAAAUGGACGCUUUCCUGCAAGGUCUGAUCGAUGAGCACAGGCGUGACAAGAGUAAGAACACCAUGAUCGAUCAUUUGCUUUCCUUGCAAGAAUCACAGCCAGAAUAUUAUACAGAUGAAAUCAUCAAAGGACUAAUCGCGGUCAUGAUAUUAGCGGGCACUGAUACAUCAGCAGUGACAAUGGAAUGGGCAAUGUCCCUUCUAGUGAACCAUCCAGAGGUGUUGAAGAAGGCGAGAGUUGAGAUAAAUGCUCAUGUGGGCCAAGAUUGCUUGAUUGAUGAACACGAUAUCUCAAAGCUACAUUAUCUUCAAGCUAUUAUCUCUGAGACCUUUCGAUUGUUCCCAGCAGCACCGUUGUUGGUACCACAUAUAUCAUCGGAUGAUUGCAUUAUAGGCGGGUUCAACGUGCCACGUGGUACAUUGUUAUUGGUUAAUGCAUGGGCCAUUCACCGGGACCCUAAGGUUUGGGAUGAUCCUAUAAGCUUUAAGCCUGAGAGAUUCGAAGGUGGAGAAGUGGAAGGACACAAGUUGAUGCCAUUUGGGAUGGGAAGGAGGGCUUGCCCUGGGGCUGGUCUGGCACAACGUGUCGUGGGUUUAGCUUUGGGGUCAUUGAUUCAAUGCUUCGAGUGGAAGAGGGUUACUAAGGAGACAGUUGAUCUAACGGAAGGAAAAGGACUUACCAUGCCUAAAGCUGAGCCAUUAGAAGCUAUGUGCAAAGCACGUGACAUAAUCAUGAAUAACAUUUUCUCUGAAGCUACAAACGUUGUUUGAGCACUUUUUUUUUUUUUUUUGAAAAAUCUAUCGAUAUGUUCUCACACGUUAAUAGUGACUUAGUUGACAAUGUGCUAUUUUUGUUUUGUUUUUUGUGUUGUUUGUGGUUUAUAUAAGUUCAAAUAUAUGUUGUACGUGAGAUUGAUUUUUCAAAUAAGUUAAAGGAAAAAUUAUAAAUAAA